AGGUGAGAGGUGAGCUUCAUUGAUCGAACAGAGGCAACCAACCACAGCAACACAAAGGUCAUCGCCUAGCCCAGCAAUGGUGGCCGCCGGCGAGGCAGGUCAGCACCACGAGUCCGGCGGCGCGGAGUGGAGGGUGACGGUGGCGGAGGCGCCGGAGGCGGAGGUGGAGCAUGAGAACGCGAAAGGCGCGCGGCGGGGGUGCUGCUGCGCCCCGGCGGCGGCGGCGUGGGUGCUGUGGUGGCUGGCCGCGCCGUGGAAGUGGGUGGCCAGGUUCGGGAGGACGGCGUGGAAGGUCGGCGCCGACGACCCGAGGAGGGUGGUGCACGGGUUCAAGGUGGCGCUGGCGCUUACCUUGUGCUCCGCCUUCUACUACGUCCGCCCGCUCUACGUCUUCACCGGCCAGACCGCCAUGUGGGCCGUCCUCACCGUCGUCGUCGUCUUCGAGUACACCGUCGGCGGCUGCAUGUACAAGGGGCUGAACAGGGCGAUGGCGACGGUGGCCGGCGGCGCGCUGGCGCUCGGCGUGCACUGGGUCGCCGACAAGUCUGGCGACGACGCGGAGCCGUUCGUCCUCACCGCCUCGCUCUUCGUGCUGGCCGCGGCGGCGUCCUUCUCCCGCUUCAUCCCCACGCUCAAGGCGCGGUUCGACUACGGCGUCACCAUCUUCAUCCUCACCUACAGCCUCGUCGCCGUGUCGGGGUACCGCGUCGACACGCUGGUCACCAUGGCGCAGCAGCGCCUCAUCACCAUCGCCAUCGGAGCGUUCAUCUGCUUCGCCGUCUGCACGCUCGUCUUCCCGGUCUGGGCCGGGCAGGAGCUGCACGUCCUCGUCGCGCGCAACAUGGACAAGCUCGCCGCCGCCAUCGAGGCCUGCGUCGACGACUACUUCUCCUCCGCCGAGCACGCUGGCGGUGGCGGCGACGCCGCCACGGCGCUGUCGGAGAAGGCGCGCGGGUACAGGGCUGUGCUUAACGCCAAGGCGUCGGAGGACUCGCUGGCGAACCUGGCGAGGUGGGAGCCCGGCCAUGGCAAGUUCGGCUUCCGCCACCCGUACGGCCAGUACCAGAAUGUCGGCGCCGCCAUGCGCUGCUGCGCCUACUGCAUCGACGCCCUCGCGGCCUGCGUCGGCGCGGGCGGGCAGGCGCCGGCGCACGUCAAGAGGCACCUCGCCGGCGCCUGCGUCGCCCUGAGCCAGCACUGCGCCGCCGUGCUCCGCGAGGCGUCGGGCUCCGUCACGUCCAUGACGCGGUCCGGCCGCCUCGCCCUCGUCGUCGGGGACAUGAACGCCGCCGCCCAAGACCUGAGGAACGAGCUGAGAUGCCUCGCCGAGAUACUGGACGACGACGAAGAAGAAGAAGCCGCGUCAUCAGAGGCAGAGCAGCACGAGCACAACACCGCGCCGCCGCCGCCGCCGCCGCUCAUCGAGGCGCUGCCGCUCUUCACCGCCGCCUCUCUCCUGCUUGAGAUAUCCACUAGAGCGGAGGGGGUCGUCGCCGCCGUGGACGCCCUGGGCACCACGGCGAAGUUCAAGAAAGCCGACCACGCCGAACCACCAGCAACCACAACGCUCGACGCCGAGGCGGCCAUGCCCGUACCCAACUCCAACGCCAUCGCCGCAGACGAGGCGCACGGCAAUGCCACCGCCGGCGAGCAUGACAAGAAGGAGACGGCGGAGCAGACGACGACGACGAGCGCGAGCACCGUGGGGCAGCAGCAAGAGGCGCGGGACCAGGUGGGACAGCUGGUGAAGCUGCUGAUGCGGAGGCGGAGCACCAAGAAGUGGGCGCGCGGCGAGCCCAAGGUGGGCCCGUGCCCGAGGCCGCCGCUGGACUUCCCGCCGGUCCACGCGCCCAGCCCGAGGAGCCGGUCCACGGAGCUCGCCGGCCACCCGCCGGUGGUGCCCAGCCCGAGGCACCGGUCCAUGGACCUGGCGAGCCACGGGCUCGCGCUGCCGAGCUCGAGACACCGGUCCAUGGACCUCGCAAGCCAUGGGCCCGUGCUGCCGAGCCCAAGGAACAGGUCCAUGGACUUCACGGCCCACGCGCCGAGCCCGAGAAACCGAUCCAUUCUUGGGAUGGCUUGACGCAUCGAACGGACGCAUCGCAUUGAAAGUGUGGCAAAGAGCCAAAGACAGCACGAGUGUGUGUUUUUUUCUGUCUGACACGACUGACGGAGUUGAAGCAGUAGUUGUGAUGUUUCGCACAGAUGUAAACUUGCUGUUGAUGAUAAUAAUGAACAUGACAAACUACACUACAA
This is a messenger RNA of Oryza sativa Japonica Group (Japanese rice), 2256 nucleotides long. Its product is annotated as aluminum-activated malate transporter 10. Gene Ontology annotation, biological process: malate transport. Gene Ontology annotation, cellular component: plant-type vacuole membrane. The record is from RefSeq and is a predicted model, not a curated record. NCBI's taxonomy places the organism in Eukaryota, Viridiplantae, Streptophyta, Magnoliopsida, Poales, Poaceae.